UGCACCCAUUAACGUGCUGCUCAGUGCGGAGGUCGGAGGUUGGCCGUGUGCAGCGGCUCGGAUCCGCAGCCAGCGCUGCCGAGCAUGAGGUUCAGUGCAUGGCGCUGCGUGGGGAGGCAGCGGCUGCAGUCGUCGGCCGGGAGUGGCCACAGGCAGCUGUCGGCCUCCUCCCCCUGGCAGUGCCCCGAUCUCCCUCCCCCCGACAUCCCGGAGCUGUUGGCGCCGGACGGCCAGAGCCGGGCCGGCCGUCCUGACAAGCGCCGUCCUCGCCAAAGCUCGCUGCUGCUCUUCCCCGGCCAGGGCAGCCAGUUCGUGGGAAUGGCCGAAGGUCUGGAGAGGUACCAUAGCGUCAGGCAGAUGUUCGAGGCCGCCCACAAGAUCUUGGGCUACGACCUGCUCUCCUUGUGUGUGAACGGGCCGCAGGAAGAGUUAAAUAAAACGGUUCACUGUCAGCCCGCCGUCUUUGUCACGUCCUUGGCGGCGGUGGAAAGACUCAAUUCUGAAAACCCUGAAGCGGUAGAGAGGUGUGUUGGAGCUGCAGGAUUCAGUGUGGGAGAGUUUGCUGCGCUGGUGUUUGCAGGGGCAUUGGACUUUGCUGAAGCUCUCUAUGCAGUGAAGAUACGGGCAGAGGCCAUGCAGGAGGCAUCAGACUCCAUUCCCAGUGGUAUGUUGUCUGUUGUGGGACGAGCAGAAGCAAGGUAUAACUUUGCCUGCCUGGAAGCUCGAGAACAUUGCAAGUCUUUGGGACUGGACAACCCUGUGUGUGAAGUGGCUAGCUACCUCUUUCCCAAUGGACGUGUGCUUGCAGGACACUUACAGGCUCUUGAAUUUUUGCAGAAAAAUUCCCGAAAGUUUCACUUCUCCCGCACUAAAUUGCUGCCGGUCAGUGGUGCCUUCCAUACACGUCUUAUGGCGUCGGCAACUCAGCCGCUCCAGGAGGUCCUGAAGGGAAUCAGUGUGGAGAAACCCCUGAUAUCUGUCUAUUCCAAUGUGGAUGCCAAAAAGUACAUGCACAGUAAACACAUCCAACAACAACUGGUGAAACAGCUGGUUUCACCUGUGAAAUGGGAACAGACCUUGCAUGCCAUGUAUGAGCGGGAACAGGGCACUGAUUUUCCGGACACGUUUGAGGUUGGUCCAGGGAAUCAGCUUGGUGCCAUGUUGAAAAACUGCAACCUGAAGGCAUGGCGAUUCUACAAACAUAUAGAUGUGAAAAUAAAGGAUCUAGAUGAAGAAGAAUGAUUUUUUUUGAUGUUCCUGUGCAGAGAGACUGUUGAAAGAACUACUUGGGUCUGUUCAUUAUCACCAUUUUUGCCAGGUCUGUUUAUAGUGCCAUCAGGAAAGAAGAAACUUAUAUAACUUGUGGAAAUUCUUCAUGCACUUUUAUUAAAAUCAACAUUUAGAGUACCUAUUGCUGAUUUUUGAGUUGUGAACUGUCAGCCUUUUAAUGAAGAGGACUGGCAGAACGUAACAUCUCCCACUGGUCCAAAUAAAAAGCAAGAAAAUACCAAGUA
Molecule: messenger RNA, 1514 nt
Organism: Pristis pectinata (smalltooth sawfish)
Lineage: Eukaryota; Metazoa; Chordata; Chondrichthyes; Rhinopristiformes; Pristidae
Gene: mcat
Product: malonyl CoA:ACP acyltransferase (mitochondrial)
Exons: 4
Coding region: 85-1242 (385 amino acids)
Molecular function (GO): transferase activity
Source: RefSeq, a predicted model, not a curated record